CGAAGGAGGAGCGCAAAUUAAGAUGGCAGCGUCCUUGCUGUGGUGUGGGACAUAUGAACCACGUUCCUUCCUAUUCAUAUGAUUGCCAACAUACUCUGGAGAGAAUGUGGUUCCUUUGCAAUAAGGUAUUUUUGUUCCCAUCAUGUUGGAGAAGACAACUGAGUGGAGUACUAGACCCAAGCAAAUGGCAGAAUAGGCGAAUCCUAAGAUGCAGCAGAACUAUUUUUAGUGAAACAGGAAAGUGGGAACCAAAUUAUACAUCAGAGACCAGGAAGAAAGUUGAAAACUGGUGGUGUUCAAGAAUAAAGGAAUCAUUCAGCAAAAUCACAGAAACAGAUAAAUCAAAGCCAAAGUAUUACAUCUUGUCUAUGUUCCCCUAUCCUUCUGGAAAACUUCACAUGGGCCAUGUUCGAGUAUACACCAUAAGUGACACAGUAGCACGGUUUCAAAAAAUGAGAGGAUUUCAGGUGAUAAAUCCAAUGGGAUGGGAUGCAUUUGGAUUACCAGCAGAGAAUGCAGCAAUUGAGCAUGGAUUCCAUCCUGCAGAGUGGACCCAAAGUAAUAUUCAACAUAUGCGAGAGCAGCUUGAUGUAUUAGGCUUAUCUUUCAGCUGGGAUCGGGAAAUAAUCACUUGCUCUCCUAAGUAUUACAAAUGGACACAGUAUCUUUUUAUUAAGCUUUAUGAAGCUGGUUUAGUUUAUCAGAAUGAAGCAAUGGUGAAUUGGGACCCAGUGGAUCAGACUGUCCUUGCUAAUGAACAAGUUGAUGAAAAUGGCUGUUCAUGGCGUUCAGGAGCAAAGGUGGAAAAAAAAUAUCUUAAACAGUGGUUCAUUAAGACAACUGCUUAUGCCAAGGCCCUGCUUGAUGCCUUGUCAGAUCUCCCCAAAUGGUAUGGAAUAAAGGAAAUGCAAGCUAAUUGGCUUGGAGAUUGCACUGGAUGCUAUUUUGAGUUUAUGCUGAAAAUUAAUAAUAAAUCAACAGGAGAAACAGUAGCAGCAUAUGCCUCAGCACCUGAAGCUAUAUAUGGUUCAUCCCAUUUGUAUAUCUUAUCUAACCAUCGAUUGUUACACGGAAAUAGCCAUCUGAAAGAAAUCUUCCAGAGGGAGUUUGUUCAAGGAAAAGACUCUCUUACCUCAGUGACUGCUAUGAAUUUACUCACCAAUCAGGAAAUUCCUGUAGUCAUCUCAGCAAAAUCAGAGUUUGAAGGCUGCCUUGAUUUUAAAAUAGGAAUCCCUUGCAUUUGUCCAGAUGAUGCUGAAGUUGCUAAAAAAUUGGGCCUUGCUUUUGCUGAAGUAAUUGAAACACUUCCAGAUGGCUCAGAGAAACUGAUAAACUCUGGAGAGUUUACAGGUAUGACUAGAGAAAAGGCAUUAAAUGCGAUCAUUCAGCAAACCAAAAAUAAAAACAUAGGAGGAUUCCUAACAAGUAAUAAACUAAAAGAUUGGCUGAUCUCACGCCAGCGUUACUGGGGCACCCCUAUUCCAAUUAUUCAUUGUCAGAAUUGUGGCACCGUUCCUGUACCUUAUGAGGACUUACCUGUGCAAUUGCCCAGCAUUAUUUCCUUUAAGGAAAAAGAGGUCUCACCUUUACUUUCCAUUUCACAAUGGGUUAAUUGCCCAUGUCCAAGAUGUAAGAAGCCUGCAAGGAGAGAAACUGACACAAUGGAUACAUUUGUUGAUUCAGCUUGGUAUUAUUUAAGGUACACUGAUCCUCACAAUACAGAAAAGCCUUUUGAUAAAGAUUUGGCUGAUUACUGGAUGCCUGUAGAUUUGUACAUUGGAGGAAAGGAGCAUGCAGUCUUGCAUUUGUAUUUUGCCAGGUUUUUCAGUCAUUUUUGUCAUAAUCAGAACAUGACUAAACACAAAGAACCUUUUCAUAAGCUCUUAGUUCAAGGACUAAUCAAGAAUCAAACAUUCAAGCUACCAAAAACGGGCCAGUAUUUGAAAAGAGAAGAAAUUGAUUUUUCUGGUCCUGAACCCAUUCAUGCAAAAAACAAAGAGAAACUGCAGUUAUUGUGGGAAAAAAUGAGCAAAUCCAAGUACAAUGGAAUUGAACCUGAAGAUAUAAUUCAGAAGUAUGGAAUUGAUACAGUCCGGCUAUACAUCCUAUUUACUGCCCCUCCAGAGCAGGACAUCUUAUGGGAAGCAAAGACUGAUGCAAUCCCUGGGGUGUUACGAUGGCAAACCCGCAUCUGGCUCCUGGCAACUAAAUUUAUAGAAGCCAGAAAUGGUGGUCCUCUACCCAGUCCUCACUUACUUAACCAGAAAGAUAAGCUGAAUGCCAAACAUAUCUGGAUACAGAAGAACUUCACUGUCUCUGAGGUAACAGAAUACUUCCUGGAGGAUUAUUUAUUUAAUGGCAUAAUUUCUCGACUAAUGGGUCUCAGUAACAUAUUGUUGCAAAGUUCUGAGCAGCUUAUCAUCCAUAGUGCAGAAUUUGAAGAUGCUCUGGCAACUCUCUUUAUUAUGCUUGCCCCACUGGCACCACUCCUGACUUCAGAGAUCUGGAAAGGAUUGUCACAUGUUCCAAAUAAACUCUGUACUCAUCAUCACUGGGACAAAGAUAUACUGCAGCAGCCUUGGCCCACGGUAGAUCCUGAAUAUUUUCAACUGCCAGACAUAGUAGAAGUGUCAGUACUGAUCAACAAUAAACUCUGUGGUAAAGUUAAAGUACCCCAACAAGUAUCCCGAGAUGCAGAAGUAGUUCGUGAACUGGUUGUUCAAAGUGAACUAGGAAGUGAAUACCUUCAAGGAAGAACAAUUACAAAGUUUUUCUUAUCUCCUCGAACUGCCCUCAUCAACUUCCUCAUCCAGGAUUAAGAAGAUAUUUUCUUAGAAUUGUCUAUAACUAUGUCUGUGGCAGAAAUAAGGAUAAAGAUAUCCUUAUUUCAGGAAAGAUCAAAAAAGGAGGCCAAAUGACUUCAUUCAACAGUUUCAAAAGUUAAUAAUUUAUCUUAGUAAUCUCUAUAAAUCAUAUAUAAUCUUGCAUUGCAGACAUUCAUCCCUAAAUACAAUGUAAAAGUAAAUCAUGGAAGCCAAAACUAAAAUUAAAUUAAAUAUGGCAAAAAUUCCGUAAUUCUGCUAUAUUACCUUAAAAAUCUGGUUUCAUUCAAUAUCACAACUGAAUUUUUAUCUGUUAAGAUAGGGAGAACAAUUGGAGCUGUUUAUGCUAUGAAAGGAUCAUUAAAAUGAAUGAAUGAGCCUGCAUUUGUGAUUAGCUCAUGGUUGUUUAUGAACUAUAAUGGAUACAUAUAAUUUUUACAUUUCAAAUAAUUUCAGCUCUUAAUUGUGUUGCCUAUGUUAGCAGUUUUCUAUUGUGAAAAUUAUCUAAAAAUAUUUCCAAGUGGAGGGGUUGCAUGAAUCUCUAUUCUCCCUAUCAAUUUCUCUUCUGCCUGAGAAAAAUAAUAAGCAACCCAAUGUUCAAACAUCAAAAAGUUUUGAUUGUAAUGUUAAAUCAUAUAAUACAAUUAAAAAUGAUAGGAUUUGCAGUCCUAAACAUGAUUAUUUCAGAGGUACAGGUAUUGAAAAAUGGUAGACAAAUUGCUUUCUAAGGUUCCACUUGGAAAAAAGUUAAUUUUAAUGACUUUUGUAGAGCUACUAUGACAACUAUAUGUAAAUGUUAGUACUGAAUUAAAUAAUAAGCUGUGAUCAAGAAAACUUUCAUAUAAGGAAAAAUUUGCAGUUCAGCUCACCAUCCCAAUAAAUAUGUAUAUAUAGUGGGGGACACCAAGAGAAAAUCUUAUCAUAUAUUUCAUACUGUGUGUCUAAAAAUUAUAUUACAAAAAAAUUAUAGAAUCUUCAGGUUUGCAGACUACGUUGAUUCUAAUAUGGUUUACUUUUCUGCUAUUUUAAAAGCAAGUCUUUAAAAUUGCAUUCUGUAAUUUUGGAUGCAAGUUUACUUCUCCACCCUCUACAAAAGAAUAAAUUAUUGCUAGUUGGUGAUUAAAAAAACACAAUAGACUUCAAUGGUAAUUGUACAGCUUUAAAAGUGGUAGUCUGAAAUUGUAUGACUAGUUAUACAUCAGAAAAGAAUUUCAAUUACUCUUUCAAAAGCAAAUCAAUAUUUUUCCACUGGUGAUCAGUCAAAAUAUAUUUUAUCCCAAAAUGUUUGCAAAAUCCAUGUUUUAAUUCAGUUCUAUUGUAAUAAAUAAAAUUAUGCAAGAACAGUGGUGUUCCUGCAAAGUUGCCAUUUCAUUUCAAUGAAGCCUGCAAUAAAAAAGUUCCUGGUGGAUCAUA
Protobothrops mucrosquamatus (brown spotted pit viper) is the source of this 4235-nucleotide messenger RNA. RefSeq names its product leucyl-tRNA synthetase 2, mitochondrial (gene LARS2). Lineage: Eukaryota; Metazoa; Chordata; Lepidosauria; Squamata; Viperidae. Gene Ontology annotation, biological process: leucyl-tRNA aminoacylation; mitochondrial translation. The record is from RefSeq and is a predicted model, not a curated record. The transcript has 21 exons. Gene Ontology annotation, cellular component: mitochondrion. The coding region runs from base 54 to 2819 and encodes 921 amino acids. Gene Ontology annotation, molecular function: aminoacyl-tRNA deacylase activity; leucine-tRNA ligase activity; ATP binding.